UCCAAAGAAAGGGGCUUUUCCCAUCUUCUCCGGUAAAACAUAGACAACUUUCUCCAGCCGCAUGAUAAACGGUGAGAGGCUGUUUUCUUAAGUCGUCUGUUGCGCUUGGAAAAGCUGUCUCCUUGGACAUGUAGCCUGUUUCUUAUGGAAGUAUUUUUUUGAUUGAAGUGACAACUUGAUUUUUUUAAUCUGACGUAUUGGAUAUUUUUUUGAACCACAAUACAAGUCUGACUCAAAGUUAUAGACUCGCGGACGUUUCUCGUUUCCUAUUUUUCGAAGACACACAUGAUUAAUGCUGAACGCCUCAUUAUAAUCAUUCCAAACUUCGGCUGCUUUUUGAGAAGAGGAGGCGAACUGCACGGUUGUGAACGCAAUCUAUGCUUCAUGAACUUCAGUUACAUGUAAAGUUACUGAGAUUCACGCGGUCCUGUUGUCUUUGUUAGUAAAGUCACAAUGCCUCGUCCCGGAAAAAAUUCUUACAGUGACCAGAAACCUCCAUAUUCUUAUAUUUCUCUAACUGCCAUGGCUAUCCAGAGCUCUCAAGAAAAGAUGCUGCCACUCAGUGACAUUUAUAAGUUUAUAAUGGAUAGAUUUCCUUAUUACAGGGAAAAUACACAAAGAUGGCAAAAUUCUUUGAGACAUAAUCUUUCUUUUAAUGACUGCUUCAUUAAGAUACCCCGAAGACCCGAUCAACCUGGAAAAGGGAGUUUUUGGGCCCUGCAUCCUGACUGUGGGGACAUGUUUGAGAACGGUAGCUUUUUGAGAAGGCGAAAGAGAUUUAAAUUGAUGCGAUCUGAUCACCUGGCAUCCAAGAACUCUCAGAUGCUCCACUAUUUUCAUCACCAACACCACCAGGCCAAAUUGGGCAUCGGGACUCCAGAGACUACCGGGGGUGUUGGACGGCUUCCACAGUUCCAGACUUACAGCAUUAACGGGGGACAGUCAAGUGGGUUUAAGCAUCCAUUCGCUAUUGAAAAUAUCAUAGGCAGGGACUAUAAAGGUAUGAUGGCAAGUGGAUUGCCUAUUGCUUCAGUUAUGCAUCACCUUGGGUACCCGGUGCCAAGUCAGAUUAGCAACAUGGUCAAUUCCAUGUGGCCUCACGUCGGCAUGCUAGACUCUAUGGCUCCGAUGCCGAUUUCUUCAGACUAUGGACCUUUCGGAGUACCCAUGAAAACACUCUGUCAUACAACUGGACAGACGAUGCCAGCUGUUCCUCUCCCGAUCAAACCAACCCCUUCUCUUGGUCAGGUCUCUGCCAUCCCCACUCUCACGGGAAACGCGGCGCACCUCUGCCCUUCAUCUGCUUCCUCACUGCUUGAAAAAACUCUUCCAGACAUGAUCGAGGGUAAAGGCAACUCUUUGCAUCCAGCUCUCAUGCUUUCUUAGAGGGCGACAAAAGUGACGAACAAGGUGCAGAUGUUUUUAGACAGAUCAAAGAACGAAACAAUGUUACAGCUUCAAAUGGAGUAAGAGAUAAACGGUAAUUUGGCGGUCUGAGUCAUAUUUAUAGCAAAUUUAGCCCAUUACACUGCAGGUAAGGCGAUUCAUUCUGGGGGGAAAAAUAAACGGGAUGGAGUUUAAAAAGAUGUGACUCAAAUGUUAAUUAAAUGACUGAAAGAAAUGGCAAUUUAAUGCUUUUUCCUGUACUUUAUCUGUGCAUUUCUUGCACAUUUAAAUGUUAUUUAUUUUUUUAUAAUGAAAUGUAUCUGAAGAGAGUUUUGUUAAGCAACUAACAUUUUCUGAAGAAAAUUACUUAAGCAGAACAAAGUAUUCAAAUAAAUAAAUGUAGAAUUAUGUAAACUUUUAGAAGCUCAAA
Messenger RNA from Lepisosteus oculatus (spotted gar), 1816 nucleotides. RefSeq names its product forkhead box B2 (gene foxb2). Gene Ontology annotation, molecular function: RNA polymerase II cis-regulatory region sequence-specific DNA binding; DNA-binding transcription factor activity, RNA polymerase II-specific. Lineage: Eukaryota; Metazoa; Chordata; Actinopteri; Semionotiformes; Lepisosteidae. The record is from RefSeq and is a predicted model, not a curated record. Gene Ontology annotation, biological process: regulation of transcription by RNA polymerase II; cell differentiation; anatomical structure morphogenesis.